Ostreobium quekettii is the source of this 375-nucleotide messenger RNA. NCBI's taxonomy places the organism in Eukaryota, Viridiplantae, Chlorophyta, Ulvophyceae, Bryopsidales, Ostreobiaceae. The record is from the annotation of a GenBank genome assembly.
AUGAAGUUCGCCGCUGUGUCUGGGCAGGUCUCCGCGGGGAGGAUCGCCGCGGCCAGGAUCCAUGGCGUUCGCACUGGACCCUCGGCUAUGAGGGUCGGACGCUGGCACAGAUUGGCGGUUCGCGCCGACGUGGACAGGACGAAGGUGCUGGAGGAAGUGCGCGACAUCAUCUGCGAACAGCUCGGCGCGGAAAAGGAGGAUGUUACUGGAGAUGCCAAGUUUGCAGACAUUGGAGCAGAUUCCCUGGACACGGUCGAGAUCAUGAUGAAACUUGAGGAGACCUACGACAUCCAGCUGGAUGAAGAAGCUGCUGAGCAGCUUCAAACUGUCCAAGAUGCUGCCUCUCUGAUCAGCGACUUGGUGGAGAAGAAGUGA